This is a messenger RNA of Heterotrigona itama, 2008 nucleotides long. The record is from the annotation of a GenBank genome assembly. NCBI's taxonomy places the organism in Eukaryota, Metazoa, Arthropoda, Insecta, Hymenoptera, Apidae.
AAAAAAAAAAAAAAAGAACAAAAAUCAAGAAACGCAAAACGGCUAACAGGGCAGAGAUUUUGCUAGGAGAAAUCUCCUUGUUGAUGCUGCCUGCGAAGAAGUACACCUGAGAUCCCAGUUGAAACCAUCCAGUGAAUUUUCAAAGUUGUCUAUAAUUUCUACUAGACACGCACGACAAUCCGAAAGUUCUGAAAGCAGCGUUAAAUCACGCAAGGGACGUACUAGCUCUAAUAAAGAUGUUUUCCUCUACUUGGAGUGUAAGAUGAAAAGCCACGACAAUUGUCAAAUGUUCUUAUCCGGAAGAUGCUGCGAGGGAGGAUUUCUCUCUUCCAACGGAAGACUCAUCGUUACGGUUUUAUUUUUUUCUUCUGGAACUUGAGAAAUCUUUGCUCCGAGUGUUUGAUAAUUUGGUCCAUCUUGGUUAAUUAGUUGACAUCCUCAUCCUCGUUGGAACGUAAUUGACUGACAAGAACAACUUUAAGUUUCCAGGAUUCGUAGAGUCCAUCAGGAAGGAUGGAACCCGUUCGAAAAGUGGUGGAAUUCUAAUUCUUAUCCAUUCUUAUCGUGGCUUUCAGGCAAAUUUCUAACGUCAAAUCUUCUGACAUCUCUUAUAGUUGAACUAUAAACAGCGGUGUUUGUUUAAACCAGAUAUAAAGUUGAACCAGAACUUGAUAUAUUUGUCUGCUGUAGAAUUUCAGGCCUCGCUCUCAUAUACAACAUCAGUGGGAUCAAAUUGUUCAAAAUAUUGAUACUAAAUGCAAUUGCAUUCUAGUAGGUGAUGUUCUCUUGUAUACAGAAUGCAAAGUUCUCUUUUAUACAUUCUGUAAACCUGGCAAAUCGCUGAAAAUCUUUCGUAAACAGUUUCUAUCUCUCAAUUCGCAGACGAUAUCUGAUUAUUUACACCAAAUUGUCAUUCUGCCACAAACUCCUUGGAAGAAGCUAUCAGCAAAAAUCUGUCCGACAUUGGCCUUCAACUUGAUGCUGUAAGACUGCCUCGUUCCAUUGAUUGUUAACAACUGAGAAUAUAAAAUAUUUCCUGCUUUCUUAUUUUCUUCGUGUUUCGGCGUCUGUUAAACUCGCUUUUUUAAAUAAAACUCGCGCCGCCGCAAGUUAAUGAUUGCAGCGCCACCACACGGUGAAAUAGACGUAAUAGACUUUCUACGAUUCUCGAAACGUAAUCGAUAUUUCGCACGAUCGAUUUUUAACCGGGAAGCAUGGCGGAAAGGAGCACAUCCCGUCCGUAAAGAAGGAAAUGUUAUCCAGAAGAAGAAUCAGCCAGAUAAAAGUGUCAUCCAGACGUUCAGAGGUAAAAAUUUAACUCGAUAGUUGUUAGAUUUGUGCCUGCAUCGUGAAUUUUUUAAGAUAAAACGUGCAUUUUUGGCUUCAACUCGAGAUAAGAAUUUAGCCAAACGAUUGUUGCACACAAUUUUCAACAAUUGAAGAAAUAAUAGCAUAUAGACGUUUAAACAGAACGUGCCAUGCUAAGAGUUACGUAUGAUUUUAUAUCAAAAUUUAAUUUCAAUUCUAACCAGAACAAAUAUUGCGAUCUUGUAAUUGAUUAUCUUGAUUUUGACUAACUUCUUAUAAUACAUAUACAUAUAUAUAUAUAUACGUACAAUAUGCUUUUUCUUUUAUCGUAACAAUUUCUAUUCAUUCUUUGAUCGACCUAAUACCGCGUAAUUCUUAACGAUACUAAAUUUUAAAUACUAAAUUCAACGAUAAUUUAAUAAUUUCGAUAAUUUAGCAGCUUCAUCGCAAGUGAUUGUAUUUUGUGGGAAAUACAGCGCGACUAACAGCUCCCCCAACGGUGAAAUACGGAAUAGACUUUCUACGAUUCUCGAGAACGUAAUCGAUAUUUUUGGCGAUCGAUUUUUAAGCGGGAAGCAUGGCGGAAUGAAGCACCUUUAAAGGAGGAAGUAAGCGCUGAGGUAAAAAUUUAAAUCAAUAGUUGUUAGAUUUGUGUUUGUUAUAAAUUUUUAAGAUGAAACGUGGGGAAUUUUUGACUUGA